GAAAAGGUUUCCAGAAUGACCCGGAUGUGUAUACAAAGCCCAAAUAUUUUGCGCGAAAACCGGAGCCGGGAAGAAUUCCUGUAUUUUUAUUUUAUUUUUUUUAUAAUAAACAGUUGACUAAAUUGAGUUAUUUUUCCUCCAGCUCAGCAUGGAUGAAUAUGAUGAAAUGUACGGGAUUGAGGAUGAUUUUGAACAACAGUUUGCAGACGAACUGGAGGUGAUGGCAGAAAUGGAGCGCGAGUCUCCUCGUAACGUGAAGGUGUCGGAGCUCAGAAGCAAGAAGCAGACGUUUGAGGAAGCUCUCACAUCCGCCGACUCGGCUUUACCCGACGCUCCGGAGCGCGAGGAGGACGAGUCGCUGAGUGAGUCGCUGAGUGAGUCGCUGACGCCUAAAGCGAAGAAACGGAAACAGGACGUCGUCAAAAAGCUCCAUUUCGAAGCGGCACAUGAGGAAGAUGAUGAUGAAGAUGAUGGUAAUGAUGACAUCACUCCUCAGAGGUCAGAGAAGACGAGGUCGGGGUUUUCUCUCUCUCUCUCCCCCGACAGAUCCGUAGCCGCCGGUCCGCUCAGUGUGUUGGACAUCAGCGGUCUGGAAGUGCUGCAGGAAUCUCCGAAGAGAGCCGCGGCGCCGCGCCACGCACUGAAACGUCCUCCAGCGAGCGGAGACUUCAUCACCGUCACCGACUGCACGGGCAACCGAGUGUAUCUGCGCAAGAACCAGGACCAGGACCAGCAGACGCCGGAUCCGAGAUUUUUCAGAAAUUCCCAGAAUGCACUGGGGCUGCUGGCUGUUCCUGUCGAGGUUCUCAAAGAGCAAGUGUCAGAAAGACGUCAUCGUCAGCUGGUGGAGGAAUCACAGAGAUUAACAGAACUCCUCAACAGUGGUAUAGAUCCUGAACUUCUUGUGGAUGAAGUGCCAGAGGACACUGAAGAUGAAAACGCUAACGCGUCUGAUGAAAGCUCCGUCUCUCGGCUGUGGGUGGAUCGCUUCGCUCCUCAGCAUUAUAUGGAGCUCCUGAGUGAUGAUUUCACUAAUCGCUGUUUGUUGAAAUGGCUGAAACUUUGGGACUCGGUGGUUUUUGGGAGAGAGAGAAAGCCGCGCCCGCCCACAGCCGAGUCCAGAGCGAACAGCACCAGCGCUCAGAACCAGAACCAGAACCAGAACCAGAACCAGCGCUUUAAAACAAAAAGCCAGAUCACUGAGGAGAUCCUGGAGGCGGAGCUGGACCAGUACAAACGACCCAAACUCAAGGUUGCGCUCCUGUCUGGACCUCCUGGAUUAGGAAAGACGACAUUAGCGCACAUCAUUGCUAAACAUGCGGGAUAUAAUGUGGUCGAGAUCAAUGCCAGUGAUGAUCGCAGUGCAGAGCUGUUUCAGAAGCGUAUCGACACGGCCACACAGAUGAAGUCGGUCCUGGGAGCCAACGAGAAACCAAACUGCCUCAUCAUCGACGAAAUAGAUGGAGCUCCAGCAGCUGCCAUCAGCGUGCUGUUAGCGACCGUGAACAGGAAGGAUAGUCGAGAAGGAGAAGACUCCACCUCAAACCCCUUGAAGAAAAAGAAGAAGAAAGAGUCUGUUUUGCUUCGGCCCAUCAUCUGCAUCUGUAAUGACCUUUACACUCCAGCUCUGAGGCCGCUGAGGCAGCAAGCGUUUUUGUUGACGUUUCCUCCGACGCAGCAGUCUCGCCUCACACAGAGACUGGCAGAGAUCACACGUCGACAGGGUAUGAAGGCAGACACGGGCUCUCUGAUGGCCUUGUGUGAGAAGACGGACAACGACAUCCGUGCGUGCAUCAACACGCUACAGUUUUUACACGGCCGCGGUCAGAGACAGUUGGAUCAGCGUGUGGUGAAUUCAAUGAGCAUCGGCUUAAAGGACCAGAACAAGGGACUGUUUUCAGUGUGGCAGGAAAUAUUUCAGCUUCCUCGACUGAAAAGGAAACGGAUUGGUGGAGAUCCGUUCGGAGGUUUUGAGGAGGCGGGGCUUAAAGACCGCAGCCAGAGACUUCAGCACAUCCUUCACCUGGCCUCGUCCAGCGGAGAGCACGAGAAACUCACUCAGGGUUUGUAUGAUAAUUUCCUCAGUAUGAAGCUGAAGGAUCCGAGUCUGACGGGUGUGUGUUCAGGAAUGGACUGGCUCUGUUUCUCUGAUCUGGUGAACGAGUGUGUGUUACACGGGCAGAAUUACUCGCUCAUGCGCUACCUGCCCUUCCUCCCCGCUGCGUUCCAUCACCUGUUCGCUGCUAACUCCGUCCCGCGCAUCAGUUACCCCAACAGCCACUACGAGAGUCUUACGAAGACCCAGCACACUAAGAACGCCCUGGUUGCCAUGUUGGCCGAGAUCCCUCCUUCCAUACGGAGCCGUGUCUGCCAGAAUAACCUGUGUUUAGAUGUUCUGAGUCUUUUACUGGAGCUCAUCUGCCCCAAACUACGGCCGGUUAAUCCUCAGCUGUACAGUACGAGGGAGAAGCAGCAGCUCUGUGAGCUCAUCGAUACGAUGAUUAACUACAACCUGACCUACAGACAGGAACGCACAGCCGAGGGGCAGUACACCUACAUCCUGGAACCGAACAUAGAGGACGUGGUGCGGUUUCCUGGUCUGCCCCCCCGGAGACAGCUGACCUAUCAGGUGAAGCAGCUGAUCGCCAGGGAGACGGAUCUGGAGAGGAUGAGGAGGGUGGAGCGGGCGCAGCAGAGACACAACCCUCAGAAGAUGGAGAAGGUUGAGGAAGUGAAGGAGGUAAAGAAACCUCAGGCCAAGAAGCAGGUGAGCAGGAACCAUCAGCAGAGGCUGGAGAACAUCGUCAAGGAGGCGGUGGUGGAGAGUAAGCCUGAAAUGGAUUUCUUUGGACGAGCCGUUGUUCCUAAAGAGAAACCGGCUGCUAACUCAGAAACAGACGAAGACGGAAAAUCGAGCGGCAGCUUGCAGAUCGGUAAAGCUGUAGGGAACAGUGACGUCUGGUUCCGGUUUAACGAAGGAGUUUCGAAUGCAGUGCGCAGAAAUGUCUACAUUAGAGAGCUGCUGUGA
Messenger RNA from Pangasianodon hypophthalmus (striped catfish), 3028 nucleotides. RefSeq names its product CTF18, chromosome transmission fidelity factor 18 homolog (S. cerevisiae) (gene chtf18). The record is from RefSeq and is a predicted model, not a curated record. The transcript has 22 exons. Gene Ontology annotation, molecular function: ATP binding; ATP hydrolysis activity. The coding region runs from base 149 to 3028 and encodes 959 amino acids. NCBI's taxonomy places the organism in Eukaryota, Metazoa, Chordata, Actinopteri, Siluriformes, Pangasiidae.